GGUCGGAUCACCGUUCGGGUUCCGAUCGAGGAACUCAAGCAGUCUCUAUACAGCUUCCUGGUUGUAGCCGAAGAUGACGGCCAUCCCAUAAUGUCAUCUUUUACCAACAUUCGUGUGAAAGUACCGGAGAAUGAGAUUAAUGUCGUGACUGCAAACUCACUGGAGGGUACUGCAUCGACAAUCACAAGAGUCCCAAUCACCCAUGGGCCUACAAGCUAUUCUCGAUCCAGUGCUAGCCCAACAAGGGGUUCUACUAGCAUCAACAGCAGAACCACAUCCAGCGUAUCCGCCACUGGUUGGAUUAAUACUAGUCCAAACAAGGAAACUGCAUCGACAGAGUCCUCUGACACAAGUAAUUCAGGUAAGGAGAGUGAUCGUGCUACAGAAAAAUCUGCGAAGUUAAUGAUUAUGCAUGGUACAUCAAAAGUUUGGGAAGGAGAAGGUAUACUGUAG
Messenger RNA from Strongylus vulgaris, 453 nucleotides. The record is from the annotation of a GenBank genome assembly. Lineage: Eukaryota; Metazoa; Nematoda; Chromadorea; Rhabditida; Strongylidae.